ACUCUUUUGGCCGUAACCUGACUGUCUCGAUCCUUCCGUUUACUGUCAGCUGUCACAGCCUCCGCCACUGUACCGCACCACCACAACGACGAACCACACGCUCUCCAUCACUUUUUUCACUCAGUCACAGAGUCCUCAGUCAGAGUCAGUCUCCCUGACCCUGAUCCCAACAGAAUAACAAACCAGAAACGCGUCGACAAAUUCCCAGACCCUAGAAAACACAUUUUGUUAUUUUAAUUUAAACUAAACAGUGAAGAAGCCGAGUCAAAAGAGAGAUAAAUCUAGAGGGAAUUGUUCAGUAGAGGACCCCUGAAAUGGCGUCCUCUAAACUCAUGAAAUCUUCUAAUUCGCCAAAUUCGGAUCUCUCUAAACGUCCUUCUUCUUCUUCUGUAAAACUACAGACUCAACAACAACAGCAACAACCACAACGGCAGCAGACUCUCGCAUCAGCAAUGACGGUGGAUGGAAUUCUCCGCAACGUGUACAACUCGACGGCGGUGUCGACGACGACGGAGGCCACUAUGAUUGACGCGCGGAUCACGUUGAUCGAGACGAACGAUCAUAAUAUUGAUAGUAAAUAUGGUACUAAUGAUCAGAGUGAGGAGCAGAACAGUGUCGUUUCCAUGAGUUUGGGGAAGAGUGUGGAUGACGUGUGGAGGGAGAUCGUGUCGGGGGAGAAAAACGAGAUGAAGGAGGAGGCGCCGAACGAGAUAAUAACGCUGGAGGAUUUUUUGGCGAAGGCUGGAGCUGUCGAUGACGUGGAUGAGAAAGGUGGAGCUGACGUCGACUUGAAGUUGCCGAUUACGGAGCGGUUGAGUGGUGGGGUGUAUGCAUUUGAUCCGGUCCCAUCGCCUAGUCCCUUUCAAGUGGAAGACGCGAUUGUGGGGUUCGGAAAUGGAGUGGAAGUGAUUGGUAGUGGUGGUGGAAUGAGUGGAGGGAGAGGUAAGAGAAGGAGAGUGAUGUUGGAGCCUUUGGAUAAGGCAGCGCAGCAGCGGCAGAGGAGGAUGAUCAAGAAUCGUGAGUCCGCUGCAAGGUCUAGGGAAAGGAAGCAGGCCUAUCAAGUGGAAUUGGAGUCCUUGGCAGUGAGGUUGGAAGAAGAGAAUGGGCGGCUGUUGAAAGAGAAGGCUGAGAGCACCAAGGAAAGGUAUAAGCAGCUCAUGGAAAAAGUGGUUCCAGUUGUUGAGAAGCAAAGACAACCACGUAUUCUUCGGAGAGUUCUCUCAAUGGAAUGGUUCCACGCGGAAGCAACUGUUAGGAAAAUGGAAGAACAGCAGCAGAACUUGGCUGCAGCUGCAUUGAAAGUUGCAAUUUGUAUUAAAGCUCUUGCUCCAUAUACCCACCAUUACAGUUUAAAAGUACUUUAAAAAAUUCUUUUACAAAGAAGCACUUAAAAAAUAAGCACUUGGGCAUUUUUACUUAUAAUUUUCCUGUCAAGUAUACUCUAGAAUUGUUCUUAUUUUUAUUUUUUAUGAAACCAAUAUGAUGAGGUUGAAGGAACAUAAAGUAAAACGGAGGGAAGCUGAAUUGUUGUCUUUUAUACUGAGAAAAAUCUUGUAGUAUCUUAAUUUUACAGCAACUUUUAUGUCGUUUUCUUCAAACCCUUCCGUAUGUGUUCUCCUUGUCCUUUUAAUCUUGUCUUUUUCAUCUGUAAUUCAUUCCUUUUGUUUAAAUAUUUAUUUGUUAGAGUUCUUCCAACA
Messenger RNA from Mangifera indica (mango), 1697 nucleotides. Its product is annotated as G-box-binding factor 4-like. The transcript has 6 exons. Gene Ontology annotation, molecular function: DNA-binding transcription factor activity. Gene Ontology annotation, cellular component: nucleus. Gene Ontology annotation, biological process: positive regulation of DNA-templated transcription. Bases 315 to 1364 code for a protein of 349 amino acids. The record is from RefSeq and is a predicted model, not a curated record. Lineage: Eukaryota; Viridiplantae; Streptophyta; Magnoliopsida; Sapindales; Anacardiaceae.